AUGGACUUCAUAACAUUUUCCACUUUCGUAUUUCUUCUGGGUAUUUCGGUUCCAACUGUGAAAGGUACGCUACCGCCAUGCUGUUUUAUAAACAAUGAUUCUAAACCUAAAUACAAACAUUUUUCCCUGUUAAUAAAUGCAGGGAUAAUGUAGUGAUUUGCUUGACUUUUCACGGUAUCAGAAAUUUUAGAGAAAAUUCUGCUGGUUACUCUUAAACUAUGAGUUUCAUUAGUUCGCCGGAAACGUAACCUUCGAAAGCAAAUCAAAAGUUAAAAUUAAUCCUGCAAACACUUUAAUUUGUAUUUUUUUCCUUUCCAUACUCUUAGGACGACAUAAUUAUUAGAAUUACGAAAUAGAAGUAUGAGUGCUUAGGAAAUUUAACGACACAACCGCCCUUUUUCCAUUCCGUUUGGGUAACUAAAUGACAAAAUUAGACAGUGACAAUUAACACGAGGAGCCGCAAGGGGUGAUAUUUUUGCACGGCAUCUGGCGGCACAUCAAAGAAUUUGGAAUUGAAGGGCAAAUUCCUAGAAUAUCUUCGCCAGUUAAGCUAGAGAAAAGGUGUUAAAAAACCUCAGGAUCCAAAACAACACGUCAAUCAAAAUAUCACUUGGACCUUUUCGCUAAUGAAGAGCUAUCACGCAGCUAAGCUUGAAUUAGACAUAUAUUGAAAUAGGAACUCGUGUCAAUAAAGUAUCAGAAGUGAGCGGGAAUCGCUCCUGGUUAAAAAACUGGUUCACAGGGAUAUGCAUCUCUUCUAGUUAAGAGAAGGGAAUCAGAACUGCUUUUCAUGCAGGAACAUGUUUUCUUCGGGCUAACUACAAAACCUCAGCUUAUUUCACUCCUUGACAUUGUCAAAGCGCAUUUUGUAAAGAUAACCUUUUUCCUCUUUAUGAGCUUUUUUUAUAUUCUAUUCCAUUAAUGUUUAACCUCCCUCAAAAAGCCAAGUAAUAUAAAUGCUGUUGUUAAAAAAAAGCGUUUUACUUGUUUACGUGAAUUCGCUACCCAAAGAUCACUAUGCUCAAAGGACAGGGCAAAAUUUCCAGGAGAGAGGCAUUAAUUUUUUUCCCACGAGGUUUCAAAGAGAAAAUGCAAUGAUUAUUAUUAAUGUAACCAUCAGGUAUACUCUACCCACGAGUUUACGGACAGCAAAUGCAGUGAUUAUUAUUAAUGUAGCCAUCGGGUAUAUUCUACCCACGAGGUUACAAAGAGAAAUGCAAUGAUUAUUAUUAACGUAACCUUCAGGUAUGUUCUACCCACGAGGUUACAGAGAGCAAAUGUAGUGAUUAUUAUUAAAUGUAACCGUCAGGUAUAUUCUACCCACGAGGUUACAAAGAGAAAAUGCAAUGAUUAUUAUUAACGUAACCUUCAGGUAUGUUCUACCCACGAGGUUACAGAGAGAAAAUGCAGUGAUUAUUAUUAAAUGUAACCGUCAGGUAUAUUCUACCCACGAGGUUACGGAGAGCAAAUGCAGUGAUAUUAUUAAUGUAACCAUCAGGUAUGUUCUACCCACGAGGUUACAAAGAGAAAGUGCAGUGAUUAUUAUUUACGUAACCUUCAGGUAUGUUCUACCCACGAGGUUACAGAGAGCAAAUGCAGUGAUUAUUAUUAAAUGUAACCGUCAGGUAUAUUCUACCCACGAGGUUACAAAGAGAAAAUGCAAAGAUUAUUAUUAUCGUAACCUUCAGGUAUGUUCUACCCACGAGGUUACAGAGAGCAAAUGCAGUGAUUAUUAUUAACGUAACCUUCAGGUAUGUUCUACCCACGAGGUUACAGAGAGCCUGCAAAUGCAGUGACAAUUAUUAGAUUUUAGUGCAACUAUCAGGUUGAGUUCCUCCAUUAAAAGAGUUUUUUGCUAGGGUUAAACAAGUUUGGCUUUCAUGAGUUCCAAGGUGCAAGAAAUUAUCAGUAUAAUUAUAGCACACAAACAUUGUCAUCUAAUUUUUCGCACGUAGCCGGAAUAAGCCAAGAAAUGAAGCAUAUAUAACGAAAAAUCGUUCUCAGAUGAUCUCCAUAUUAAAUAAAUUAUACUAAACGUUGCGAAAGAAAUUAUUGUUCGUAUCCGUCUUAUCCAUCGUAAAAGCGAGGGGUCAUCGCAUGACAUCCGGUAUAUUAAACAGAGGUAAUACUCACGGGUUUCACGAGUUGUAUGCACUAUUUUUCGCCGAGAAACAAAUUUAAACUUCAAUUCUUACCUUACAGUAGUCCGUUCUUUUACCUUGCAUUCGACAACAAAUCUGUUAAAGGCGAACAAAGCGAUUCCGGCACUCUUCUUUAUGAUGAGUAGCAAGCCGCAGGAACUGAAGCCGCUUGACUGAAGUAAAAUCCACCGAUAUGCACGGCAUUCUCACUACAAAUAUAAACAAACGUUGCGGGGAAAAAAAGACGAGGAGGAAAAAAUGCCAGAUCUUCGCCUGGGCAAUGUAUUCCAGCUACCAUGCCGGCGUAUUUCCAGAAGGUGGACUCGAAGUGAGACAAACCUUGUGAAUUUUUUUAGACGCCCUUUGCGCGCAAACUAAUUUAUUCUGGCGCGAAAUGAAGAUUAACAAUAGGUAUACUGAAAUCUAAUCCACGACAAGAAGAUUUUCGCACUGUAGCGCGACAUAUUAAAUGCCUAUUUUUACAAGUACGCGGAGAAAGUGGUCCACUAGUUUAACUUUUUUAAGAUGAAUUUACUCCACAAAGGCAAAAUGAAUGUUUUAUCUCUAUGUUGUUUACGUGCCGGAUUAGAAGGCAGAAGUAAAUUCAUCAUACAGACCCCAUCAAAAUGAAAGUACACGAAUGAAACGGAAUAAGUCUGGAACGGUUUAGUUUCUACUCGGCAGCUUCUUUGCUUUUAUAACAAAAAUUUAAUGUUGCAGUCUGUUUUAAACGUUGGCAUAUCAAUGCGUACAGUCACUGAAUGAAAACAACAGUCACGAUCACGUUCUUCGAAACCGACCAGACGCGCGCGACCUACCACUGUUAUGGCAAGCAAUUAUCCUGAAGGUGUUAAUGUUCCCGUGACAGUCUUCGCACUGAAGGUGUAAAUGGUAAACCGAACGGUCGCUUUGAUCAUCAGAAAGACCUGUCAACUUUGAUGAUUUAACUGAUUAAAUUACGGGACAGAAAUUUUACUCCUUGCGGCUCCUCGUGCAAGAUUCAUCGGGAUCUUCAGACUUAAUUACACUAUGACUUCUAUCAGAAAGCUGUCGAUGUUUUUGGCCGAUGGAGGGGUAGAAACCAAUGAUUUAUUCAAACUGGACAUUUUAUGAGGCUUUGUUUCAUGUGGAGGCAUUUGGGUCCGAUCUAUAUUCGAUAGAAUAAAGAAAUAUUACAGGAACCGAGUAGUAACGUAUUUGAGCAAGUCAAUUUAGUGCAACUGUUGGAUACUACUAGACAGCAAUUCUUGUUAGGACGGUUCUUGUUUCUUUCCAAUUCAAUCAUAAUUUUUGAGAAAACGUUGGCCUAUGAUUUUCAUUUAUAUCCUAUUUACAUAAGGACCCGUUGCAGCUUGAAGGUUAUUUUCUAAAAUUCAUCGUUAUAAAGGCAUUUAAGAAAUAUAAUAACUUUAACAACAUUGUAGGGUUAAUGUUCAAAUUGUCGUCAAUUUAAUGUAACAUUUUGAUCGUGUUUUCUCAUUAAAGGGAUCUCCUAUCAGGUUGGAAAAGUGAAUGUCUCAGAGACACGUCGAGGAUGGAACUGUAACAGCGGACGUGAGGGGCCAGAACAUUGUACUCUUCCACGUUGUACCAGCGUGGUUUUUCCCCAAAAUUUUAGUGGAUCUGGCACCGUAAGUGUACCUUAAGGAACACUCACUGAUAAGUUCGCUUCAAUUUAUGGGUAGUAAUCAGCGACUGUCACGCCUCAGUUUGCUUUUUUCAAGUUCCUUGAGUAUUUGCUAUCUCUAACACCAAAACGGGGUAGUUUUUAUGACGUUGGUUAAGAAAUGCACGCUUAAGAUUGACAUAUUUCCUUUUCACAAUCCUAUUCCGUUAUAAUAUUCAUCAUAGAUUAUCUUCUUCCUCUAAUCCUCAACUAAACGUAAGCAAUUCUGCGAAAUAUGAAGUUACCGUAAAAUUCCGAAAAUAAGCCCCGGGGCUUAUAUUUUUCAAAGGCCCUUUUUGAGGGGCUUAUUUUUGGAGGGGCUUAUAUUCGGAGGGGCUUCUCUACGGAGGGAAAUUUGCGUUUCAAAAUCGAUUGGGCUGGCCUUAUAGUUGGAAGUAAAUUUAUCGUUUUUGCUUUGUUUUACUUUGUAUUUGAGGGAAAUUUUCCAAGUACAAGCCCCCGGGGGGCUUAUAUUUGGAGGGGCGAUUUAACGGAGGGUUUUUUGCGUUACCGGUUUGGCGGGCUUAUAUUUGGAGGGGCUUAUACAUGGAGGGGCUUGUUUUCGGAAUUUUACGGUAUAUGGAGAUUACAAUAUAAUAAAAAGGAGGUACCCAAAGUUCGAGUUCAGUACGUCCAUUGUGGACAUAAGUAAGAUUUGACUCCAGGAAAAUAUAAGCGACAGUGUUAGCCCAGGCAUGGAUAAGGUACGUAAAAUUCCUAGUCAAUUUACUUUACGAAAUGCGGAUAUAAACGAUCAAUAAGAUUCUUCCCUAUUGAAAAAGGCGGGAAUCGAAAAUUUCCACUGAUGUAUGUCUUAAACUGAAAUACUUUAGGUUCGAGUAUUUGUGUCGUUGAGCCAUGAAGAUACGCCGCCUUCUAAAGUUCAUUCACCUUCGGCCGUUUGGGCAGAGUCAAUAAACACUGCUGGAUUUCAGUUAUGUUCGCGUGCUCCAGGUUCCACAAAUAACACUGGAAUAAUCAACUGGGUAGCGUUCCAGAACAAACCAAUGUUAGCACAUGGGAGUGUCACUUUUAGGGGAAUAUGGACCACGGAAGCCAAAUGCCAGAAAGAGGCUUUUUCUCCGGUCAGACAAAUAGAUCUAUUGCAAUAAUUGGACUUGGAAUAACGCCAUGGUAGGUAUUACUAAAACAUUUAAUAUUUAUUCUACUAUUCGAAAUGUGUAUUGUUGGACAGUCAGGAUUAGGAGAGGGUACAGCUCACACACUAGUUUCGCUCGUAUGGGGGUUUAGUGCUGAGACCCACCGAUCUCGAAAAGCAGAUCAUAGCGGAAAGUGAAGUAAAUAAAUAAAAACCAAGAGAGAUUCUCUCUUGUGUGCCAUUAGUGCACUAAUUAACAAUUAUUAUUCAUUUAAAAUAUUCCCCCGAUUCUGAUUGGCUAAAAGUACACGCAUAAUUCACCAUAACCAGUUACUGAUGACCAAAUUUGGAAGAAUUUAAUGAGGAAAUGACGUCAAAAAUGCAGCGUUCAUUCAGGUUAAGGCACCGUUAACCGAGAAGACCUGGGGACGAGGUUGAGUUGUUUUGGUUGUGAAAACGAAAAAUGGCGGACCUUUCACCCGUUUCAAGAGUAAGAACUAGGCGAAAAAAUUGCUAAAAACAUGGCAAGAACAGCAAGAAGACAACUCGAAGGGCGACAUCUGCUAUUUGGAGAAUAUUUGCGAAGCUGGACAAACCUAAACAUGCACUAUCGAAGAUGAACAUAACAUCGAUGGAUCGAUGGAGGUAAGCAUGUUUUAGCCAUGUUUUUAAACUAGGAAUUAUUUUGCAUGAAUAACAAAACAAUUAUUGAAUUCGGCUUCCGCAUCAUAUGAAGAAUUAUGGAAAUCUCGGAGGGUGUUAUCCGCAACACCCUCCUCGAUCUCCAUAAUUCUUCAUAGGAUACCCAGCCUCAUUCAUUAAUUGUUAAUUAUUCCUCGGGCCUGAAUGGGAUAUUGACUCAGCGACCAUGAGGGGGCGAGGAAUAGGUGUUUUAGUAAAAGCCAACUAGUUGGUAAAAAAUAUCGACACAAAACAUGUACAACUUAAGUCAGCAAAACGCGAUUCAGCCAUUGUUUUGGUUUUCAAAGCCGGCGCUUUUCGCUACAAGUGGGCUAUAACAUAUAGCCUAGAAGUAGCUCAACCAAUCAGAACGAAACAUUAAUAAUAGACAACUAGUUGGAUUUUACUAAUACUGGAUAGCGCCCGGGCGCUUAUUCGAGGAAAUACAACAUUUUAUAAAGUGGUUAUGCAUACUCUGCUAAGUAUCACGGGAAGUAUCUAACAAGUCUUGAUUUCGUUUGGUUGUUUUCUCAUCCAUCAUGCUUAUUGCCCGCGCGUUUUAUCGUCACAAGAAUUUCCUUUGGGAAAACCGUAUCGUGUAAAUUGACCGUCGCCGAAGAGUAUUGCGUAAUAAAACUGACCUUAAAACGGUAAAUUAAGGGGCAUGCAAUAACUUCUGAAAAGGGUGAAGGGUGGUUGCGAGUUUAAAUUAGCUUGGGAAAGAACGUUUACCAAGCCUACUACUGUAGUCGAAUUUGACUACUAACUUUCGAAUUUAAAUGUAAGAGUAUCAAGUCGAUGCAUAAUAUUCUGCUCAUUCGAGGUUUGUUUGCAAAGUAUUGUUCCUGUUUUUUCAAAUAAUCCUGGAUCCCUCAUAAAUUUAAUUGUAUACUUCUUAAACGUUAAGUAAAGGCGACACGCGGCGUGUCGCCUUUUCUCGCGUGGGGUGAUUUUCACGCGCGCUCGCGUUUCGCACGCUCUACUAUCUCUGAGGAAAAAUGGGGGACUACUCGUAGUCUAGGAUUGAUGGACUUCUUUGUUUACUGUUGUAAGGAAAUUAUAAGUAUUUUAAUAACAGCUUGGCUUUUACUCUUGGCUCCCUCUUUAUUAUAAUUAUAUUCAUGUAACCUACAUUAUUUUGUUUCUCAGAGCUUUGCUUCUAGGCCACAGGUGUUUGUUUCCGUUAAGUAUACUCGUAACAUAAAGCCAAAUGAUGCCAUGUACUUAUGGUUAGAAAACGUGAAUUCAGGAGGAUUUGAGGUCUGCAUUAGGGAAUUCUUGCCUUUUGAUGGAAAACACCAAGAUACAGUUGUGGUAAGUGAACUUAAAUUUUCUCCUGCAGUCGAGUCUCCACUUGAUCUGAUCACCCCUGGGGUACUCGGGUAGGUUUAAGGUGGGUAUGACGGUUAUUAUAAGUUUUUCGGUUUACAACCAUCGUUUAUGUACUUAACGCAACUCAGAGACACUUCAACUGACAUUCUUGUUCACUCUGCACUCAGCCAUGAAUUUAGUUCACUAGGUAGUUGAAGAAAGCCUAUUAAUAUAAGCUUCAAGCUUCGUUAGGUUUCCUUGUCACAUUAAUUUUAUAAUUUAAUUAACUACUUUUAUUCAUGUUGUAUAAGGUUUUGUGAGUGACUGAAUAAAUAAAUAAAUAAAUAAAAUAAUAAAUCUGUUUCCCGUAGAUCAAUCCUGACUCUUGUAAGCAUCCUCCUCCUAGAAUUGACCAACGAUACUUGGCCUUUUGAGGGUCACUGACCGGAGGCUCCACUGUCGUGAUCACGGGUGACGCUACGUACGUACGGCAACCUCAUUUCCAGGGCCUUUCUAUAACAUUUUCCAACCGCCAAGCUAACAUGUGUGAGAAUUAAGAAACAUUCGCAAACAUCCGCCUGGGUCCCCUUGGACAGUUAUAUCUAUUUAUCAUUGUUCACAUGAUAACACCAUAUAACGCUUCUCUACCGCAGAAACAUCAUAAUGGGAUUCAAUACUUAAGGGUGUUGGUCCGGUCACAACAUUAUAAGGCAGCUGCUAAAAGAACAACAACAACAAUGGCAGUUGUCAAAUAGAAUUGAACAAUGUGGAAAUGACUUCACGAGUGAAUUUACGUGCCAACAUAAAGUAAAUCCACUGUACGCGCCAGGAUUGACCAAAACGGAACGACAGUAAAAAACAAAAGUCGAUUGAUUUGAACAGAGAGUGUUUUUUACAAAAUUAUCGAAGUAAGCGUGACUCGAAUUGUGUGCUAUAUUGCCGAAUUGUACUCUUCUCCGGUAAUCUGUCUCUUGUAAAUGAAAAAUCUGCCAAGUCAGUAGCUUCAUAGAAAAGAAUUGACUUGUAAAAUCUUGUUAUCUUUUUCUGCAGGACUGGUUCGCAUUCGUUGGCAGUGGAAGUCAACUUAAUUUUACAAUUACAGGGAAACAAUUAUUUCCAAACAGUGGAAACCCUUCAUCCCAAAACAACUACGGCUUCUGUCAGGUGAGAAACUGAAACGUCCACUUCAAGACUCAAUCCCGCUUUAUCUUCAACAACAACAGCCUAGGGGGGCCUAGUGGGGGCCUAGUAGAGGGAGGGGGGAUUUUUUGCCUUUGCUGUUUUAAAUUGUUUUGUUUAGUUUUCCGCCGUUGUUCUUGGACUGGACCCGGCUUAUCUGAAGAGGGGAAGAAAAGGGGGAAGGUGUACUGGGGCUAAAUAACAUUCUUUAAUGAUUCAUUAGACAAAUAUAUAUAAAAAAAAUGGUAAAAAAUGGUCCUUUGCGGCAAUUCAAGACUCAACUUUGUACUUAAACUGCUCUACCAUCUGCUACACGUUUACACAAAGUAUUCGACAGCAACCAGACUAUGAAUGUAUUAAAGGAAUAUAUCUCGUCUAAUAGAACGGAGGGAAAUGAGGUCCAGGCCGGUUAUGACUACUUUCGGGGUUUAUAAAUUUUUGGCAGACUGAGGCAUAUGAGAAUUGUGGUCAUUUCGACGCUUGAAAUUAAAGAGAGGAAGUACGGUAUUUAGAUUGUAAGAGACCACUUUCUCAUUUAUUCGGCACUUACUGGUCUGGGCUGGGUUGGAUGGAUAACCCAGAGUUAGUCUGAAAUUAAAAUUCACACAUGAGAGCUUGAAAGGUUAAAUCAGUUUAUAAUUAUUUUUAUCUGUAAUUUGAUGUUUGGAUACUCAGAAAAAAAAUGGAAAAAAUUAUACAAAACAAAAGGAAACCCAGAGGAUAGCCCCAAUCGUCCUUCAAACAACUGGGCCUUGGCUUGAUUAGCUAUUUAUCUUUUUAAAGGAAGUGCCUUUCAAUACAACAUUCUACAAAUCGCCAGUUGUGAUUCUUUCGGUGGGUCAUGGAUAUGAUCGGAAAGUCAAGAGUUUCCGUCUUCCAGAAAACAACAUCAUUUCAGCCUGGAUGGAGGUAGGUCUGAACAUCUGUAUCCUCUAUAGUCACGUGCAAGAGAACUUAAAAGUGUCUAUCAUCUCUUUUCACGUGUAAUCAGGGAAUGGCCAUUCUCCAGCGCUUUGUUGCACUAUUUCUUGUUCAUGUAUUAGCAUUGAUUGAUCCAAAUACCUGGUUUUCCCUAUAGUGAGGUAAUGCAGGUACUAUGUUUCUUCGAAACCCGAGAAAAAAUGAAGUGAUUUCGUGCGUUAGUUAAAGUUUUGUUGUUAAAAAGUAGGAAACAAGGUGGAUGAGGCCAAAGGUUUUAGAAAAUGUUCAAAGGUCAUAGGUGGCUGUAUGCCGCGUUUGCUCAGUGUGAAAACUUCGUAUCACUUUCUCUACAGGAAGUUGGGCCGGAGACCAUGAAGAUUUGUGUUAAAGAUCUAAGUGGAUCAGGAUCGAGUCAUGAUCCCUUGACGGUCAGCUAUGCUGUUACUGGUGUUAGGUGUUUUAAUUGAGUUUAAUUGAGACUCUCAUGAUAUUCAAUAAUAACUGAAGGAGGCUAAGUGUAAUAAGAAGAAUAAAUGAUAAGAAGAUAGAGGGCAUCGAGUGUCAUGCGGCCUAGAUGGAUAACACUUACCUGCAUCUUCGUAAUUCUUCACAUUAACAGGGUUAAGAAUCUCAACUGGCCGGAGGUAAACCAGGUGGCUAUAUUUACAAGCGUGGCUGAGGAUGUUCAACACAGGACUACCGUGAACUAAUCCAGCUAGCGGUCAAAGCAGGAAUUUCACUCAGGGCCUCCGAAUUGAAAGGCUAGCCCUCUAACCACUCGGCAGCGCUGCCGAUAUGUUAGCAUCUUCAAAUUUGGUCGGCGCCCUCUCUCCUCCGCAGAGGCUUCCGCUGGGUAUGCCUAGAAAAAAAGAAGAGGCCUCAUAGGAGGAGAGAUGUCCGCGCCAGUUGGUUAUGAAGAUAAGCUGGGGAUUAGAGCCCAUCAGAAGAUUAUUAAUAUACAGAAUGAAUAUAAAAUGUAAUUAAUUUUUAAGUUUCGCAGAACCAAGUAAAAGAGACGACAAAUAAUAAUUUCUUAAACCCAUAAGCACACAAGUACAUAUGACGAGAAAAUACCCUACCUUAGUGGAAAAAAUAAUAUAACUAAUGAAUUGUUUCUUGGUACACUAGACCUGAAUCCAUGCCUGAACGUGCAUUGCCCUAGAUUUGGAGUCUGUAGGACCUACAGUGCACACGACGCUCGGUGUGAGUGUAAUGACCAAUGCCCCUCAUAUCAAGAUCCCGUAUGCACUGCAAAUGGAACAACAUACGACAACCAAUGCUGGCAUAAGUUAAGCUAUUGCAGAGCACUUGAAAAUAAUCUCGUCUAUCACCCAGGAAGCUGUGAAGGUAACGAUAUGCCACGUGAAAAACAUGGACGGUAUAAAUUCAAUUUACAUGGUGCAAUUUUUGGUUUAAAGAAGGUUGUCACUAUUGGAUAUGCCCAUUUGCCCUUGCUUAGUCUUCCCAUCACGUCGUCCGUAGUUGAUUUAUGAAAUAAAAAUGAAAAUGAAAUCCAAACGAUGUUCUCACAACUUGCAAAGCGAUCAGCAGGGCCCUUGAUGGCGGAUUUGUGCACCGCUUAUGCGCAUUACGUCAAAAACAAUAGAUCAACGGUCUUGAGAAGGAACAAAAACAUGGCGGUCCAAGGCGGGACUGUUUCUCACUAUUAUAUUUUGGUAAUUCGCAAAUUUAUUGAUUUUAUGUCGCUUUACAGACAUCAUAGGUGUGUGGUUUUCUUUUUCUGUUAAACAAUUUCCCUCUGCAGAGUUUGGAAUAUGCAACAUAUCGCUCCGUACAGCUGAUAAGAACCGCCGAAGAGUUGAGCUAUAGAGUAGUGUUUUGCUGCAAACCUUAGGAAAGUUAAAGUCGCUUCAAGGUACAGAGCUUUCAGUAGCAGCUGUAAUUUGUUUAUUAGGAUCGUUUGAAUUUUAACUUUGAAUUCAAGGUGUUGACUAAUCGUAAUAUACGAAGUGAAAUGUUAAGUUAUGAAGUGUGAAUGUUUAUUCAGUUAUGAUAUGUAGAGCUGUAAGCUCACAUUUAUAAAGCUCUCUUGAAUAUACUUUCUUCCGAUAAAUUUGACACUUUCUCCAGUAAUUUUUCUCAGCAUCAUGUUGUCCUCGCCCGGCAAAGACGAUGUAACCCAUAAAUCGAUCGAGCGCGUUGUGGUUGGUUAAGAUCUAACACGGUUGCGUUUUAUUUUCCCCCGCAAUUUCAGUACCGAAAGACAAAUUCAAAACAAAGAUGCCUAAUAUUAUUUUUUUUCAAUUUUUUAAUCAUUUCUGAUUUCCUCUGUCGGUUCGCUUCUUGCGACUAAAAAUAUUUACUGUGAGAAAAAUACUGCAAUUAUCCGCUUUCCACCACGCAGGGUGACCGCUUUGCAAGUUGUAAGAACAUCGUUUCUCGUUCUCAGACUUCGUCUUACCGGGUAGCUGUUUAGGCAUGAGGCGAUACCUACAAAAAUUGCACAGUGGAAGAAGAAAGGGUCAAUAACCGGUCUCUUCCCUCUUCGUGCUCAUGCAGCGCCUAAGUGGACUUUGUAUCCUUUCCAUGACGCCAGCAUGACAGAGCAUGACUGGAGGAAAAACUGACAAAAAAGCAAGAUUCAAGUUGACCUCCCCCUCCCCUCACUCCCUCUGAAAAAAAAAAUGCAUGAUUCGAAUUCGUUUUUGCAGGCUAUACUACUGUUACGUAGUACUGGUGGCAUGACAAUUGUUGUGAUAAAUAAAGAAAGAUGGUUGAUUUUAAGCUCUGUGAAGAAAUGAGAAGCGUUGUGAUCAACAUAUCACGAGCACCGAACAAAGAAAAAAACUGAGUCCCCGAGAGGAAUUGAACCUGAGACCUUCCGUACACCGCUCAGAUACUCUAACCACUGAACUACGAUGGACUCGUGGCGAGCCGGCCAUAUACAUAUAA
This is a messenger RNA of Porites lobata, 11911 nucleotides long. The record is from the annotation of a GenBank genome assembly. Lineage: Eukaryota; Metazoa; Cnidaria; Anthozoa; Scleractinia; Poritidae.